GCGACGGGAGGGGGCUGCCAGUCCACGGGACUCCCCGCGGGGUCCUCCCGGGACCGUGGAGCAGGGCUGGGGCGCCGAGGGCGUGGCCUCGCGUGGCGAGUGCGCAUGCGCGCCCGUGAGUAGCCGCCUGGUCCAGGAAGCGAGCCGGCGGUUUACGUGCUGCUGGUCCCACCCGCGUUCCCGGGAAGCCCGUGCCGCCCCCCCGGAGCCCGAGUCCUCCUCCGAGAUCCUGGGACUUGCCUUACGUCUGAUUGCUGAGGAAGUGGUCACAAACAGUCCGACAUCAGGUGAUUUCUGUGCCCCUAGAUGGGCCUGGCCCUGGCUGGGUACUGGGGUACAGAGGUAAGGCAGCUCCCUCCCUGCCCUUCAGGGGUCACAGUCUGAUGAGGAGACCCAUAGUCCCUGCGGGUGCAGGAGGGAGGAGGUGAUGCAGAUAAUCAGAGGCAAGAGUCGCUGACGCUGGAGGAUCCGGGCAUUCCAGCUGCAGAAGGACCUAUGGAUCAUGGCAGGAAGGGUGAAGUGGGUCACUGACAUUGAGAAGUCGGUGCUAAUCAAUAACUUUGAGAAGAGAGGAUGGGUCCAAGUGACAGAAAACGAGGAUUGGAAUUUUUACUGGAUGAGCGUGCAAACCAUCCGCAAUGUGUUCAGCGUGGAAACUGGGUACCGACUCUCAGAUGACCAGAUCGUCAACCACUUCCCCAACCACUACGAGCUGACCCGCAAGGACCUGAUGGUGAAGAACAUUAAGAGAUAUAGAAAGGAGCUGGAGAAGGAGGGGAGUCCUCUGGCAGAAAAAGACGAGAAUGGAAAAUACCUCUAUCUGGACUUUGUCCCGGUCACCUACAUGCUCCCUGCUGACUACAACCUGUUUGUGGAGGAGUUCAGGAAGAGCCCAUCGAGCACCUGGAUCAUGAAGCCGUGUGGCAAAGCCCAGGGAAAGGGCAUCUUCCUCAUCAAUAAGCUCUCACAGAUCAAAAAGUGGUCUCGGGACAGCAAGACGUCUUCGUUUGUCUCACAAUCCACGAAAGAAGCCUACGUGAUUUCUCUCUACAUCAAUAACCCAUUACUCAUUGGCGGGAGGAAGUUUGACCUGCGCUUGUAUGUCCUGGUGUCCACAUACCGCCCGCUGCGCUGCUACAUGUAUAAGCUUGGGUUCUGCCGAUUUUGCACAGUGAAAUACACACCGAGCACCAGCGAGCUGGACAACAUGUUCAUCCAUCUCACCAAUGUGGCCAUCCAGAAGCAUGGAGAGGACUAUAACCACAUCCAUGGUGGCAAGUGGACUGUGAACAACCUGCGGCUCUACCUGGAGAGCACCCGAGGCAGGGAAGUCACCAGCAAGCUGUUCGAUGAGAUCCACUGGAUCAUUGUGCAGUCCCUCAAGGCUGUGGCGCCGGUGAUGAACAAUGACAAGCACUGCUUUGAAUGCUACGGGUACGACAUCAUCAUUGAUGACAAGCUGAAGCCCUGGCUGAUCGAGGUUAAUGCAUCCCCAUCUCUCACCUCCAGCACCGCCAAUGAUCGGAUCCUUAAGUACAACCUGAUUAAUGACACCCUCAACAUUGCAGUCCCCAACGGCGAGAUUCCAGACUGCAAAUGGAACAAGUCCCCCCCGAAGGAAGUUCUUGGCAAUUAUGAAAUCCUGUACGAUGAGGAGCUUGCCCAAGGUGACGGGGCAGACCGGGAGCUCAGAAGUCGCCCAGGCCAGCCACCGGGGCCUAGAGCAGGCCGGUCAAGAGACUCAGGGAGAGCUGUCCUCACAACUUGGAAGUGACUGCUGGCGGGAACAAAAGCCCCCAUCCUGGACCUCCUCAAAGUAACUCUUUGCCCCAGAUCCUGCUAAGGACCUAUUUUGGAAUUUCCCUUUUUCUAGAGAGCCUCUUUCUUGAGCUCUGUAAGUAAAUAAAGGCACUCUGGGAGUUGGA
Nannospalax galili (Upper Galilee mountains blind mole rat) is the source of this 1925-nucleotide messenger RNA. It is a transcript of the gene Ttll1, whose product is annotated as tubulin tyrosine ligase like 1. Gene Ontology annotation, cellular component: cilium. Lineage: Eukaryota; Metazoa; Chordata; Mammalia; Rodentia; Spalacidae. Gene Ontology annotation, molecular function: tubulin-glutamic acid ligase activity; tubulin binding. The transcript has 13 exons. The record is from RefSeq and is a predicted model, not a curated record. Gene Ontology annotation, biological process: microtubule cytoskeleton organization; protein polyglutamylation. The coding region runs from base 503 to 1774 and encodes 423 amino acids.